Ruditapes philippinarum (Manila clam) is the source of this 3773-nucleotide messenger RNA. RefSeq lists its product as uncharacterized. Lineage: Eukaryota; Metazoa; Mollusca; Bivalvia; Venerida; Veneridae. The coding region runs from base 9 to 3773 and encodes 1254 amino acids. The record is from RefSeq and is a predicted model, not a curated record. The transcript is spliced from 3 exons.
AGACAGGUAUGUAUGUAGUUAGAACAGAGACUGUCCAAGACACAGAGAAAAUUUGUAGAAUAUUUACAUCAGCACCCAGAAUAACUCCUGCCACUACAGCAGAUACAGAUAUACUGGUACCCAGAGUUAGGAACAGAGGAACUUCCACCCCAAAGAAGCCAAAAAGGACGGCAACAAUAACAAGUAGUGACGGUCAAGAUCAUAUUUCAAAUGGACUAUAUGAUAAUGAAAUAUCUAGAGUGAGGCAUCUGUCAGCACCACAUUUUGGUGUUCAAGACAAAUUUGAUGAUAAUAUCACCCCUACUGCUUUGAGAAAAACAGACAUUCAUUCUCUUUAUUCAGAAAUGAAUAGUUUGUCUUUACCUGUGUAUUCCUGUGAAGGAAAUGUAGAUAAAAGCACACCUGUAGUUGGUCAUGUUAUAAACAGAGGCAAACAUAAAUCCAACAAAGACAGGAAUGGUGAGAGUUCUCCAAGACAAGUGAAAAUACAACCAUUUUCUGGUCAAGGUCAUUGCCUUGGAACAGGAUCUUCAGAAAACCAUAAACAAUUUGGUUUAACAGGUGAUAGAAGUAAAAACAAUGUACAAAGUGCAGCUGUAAAUACAUCAGUCAUAACUGGAAGGCCAGGAUUGGUAGGAGGUAUGUGGAACAACCAAAAUAAUUCAGAUGGAGGAGGAAGGAACAGUCUUUCAAAUGAGUUCAAAGCAGUUAUUAAUGAUGUAGAAAACUCAUAUCAUCAUACAGAUUUUGUUGAUUCUCAGAAUGAAGAUGAAGUUCUAAAAGAGAUUUUAGCAAAGAGCGCAGCAGAAGCCAGUUUAGUAACAAGCGAAGCAUAUUCCUUACCCAGGCAAACUGAGCUUGGCAUUCAUGAAAUGGUGAGUGCUGCAAGUUUACCAGAGGAAGAACAAUUAAAGCAUGUGCUUGAAAUUAGUAAAUCUCAAACAGGAAUUUUAAAAAAUACAAACAAGAUACAAGCUUCAGUUAAUAUCGAAAAAGACCUUGAUAAUCUUACUGAAGAUGAGAUGCUGAAGCAUGCUAUUGAAAUGAGUAUGGUAGAUGCUGACAAUGAUUUACAAGGAUAUGCUGAAACGUUAUUGCCUUCAGAUGAUACAGAGGAUGUUAUUGUAAUACAGGACACAGAAGAAGAUCAGGAAAAUACAGUUUCUAAAAUGAGUUUUAAAAGAACACCAAAGAAAAGAAAAAAUAAAAUAGAAAUAGAUGGACAAGAAAAAAAUACUUUUAAUAGAACUCCUUGUAAGAGAAAAAGAGAUAACUCUCCACAAAGUUGUGUAGAUCUUAUUGAAGAAAUGAGUGAGGAAGAUCAGUUGAAAGUAGCAAUAGAUCUGAGCAUGUCUCAGAUUAUAGAAGAGAAUAUAUGUUCAGAGAGGGAGACAAACACAAGAGACAAUAUAUCUGGCCCAGAUGAAAGGAGUAAGGUUGGAUCUGGGGCAAGCUUAAGAGUAGGAGUCAGUCCAUGUAAGAAAUACAAAUUUGAAAAAGAUAAUGUAGUCCCUGGAGACAAUAUAAAGAGAAGUAAUUUGCAAGAUGUUGUUGAAAUAAUUGACAUACCUUUGAAAAAGGAAAAUGAAACUUCAAGGAAUGCUACAAAGAGAAGUACAGAUAAAAAGGUGAAUGUAAAUGAGCAAGGGCAGAUUAACAAAAGUACAAGUGGACAAUGUACAGUGACAAAGAAUGGGUUGAUUCCUGUAGCAGAAAAUGUUAAUAACAUAGCCAAUAUUGAAGUGAUUGAAAUUGAUUCUCAAAAUUCUCAAGGAGAUGAAAAGGUUGAAGUUGAUCUUGUAAGUUCUUUUAAUUCAGAUUCGGAACUGGAAAAGAAUGCUUCAAAACGUUUGAUGUCUAUAGAAAAUGAGGGUAGCUGUGGUGAUAUAAAGUUAAUAACAGGUUCUACAGCAAUGUCUGAUCCUGGUGAAGAUGAAAGUUUAAAUUCAUGUGACACUGGAUUGUCCCUUAAAGACAAUAGUGAUAAUGCUGUUUGUGAGGAAACAGUUUCUACAGAAAUGUCUAAUCUUCAUGAAGAUGGAAAUUUGGUUUCAUGUGACACUCAAUCAUCUCUGAAAGACAAUAAUGAUGAUGUUGCUUUUAAAGAAAUGGCUGGUAUUGAAAGGUCAAAAGAUAUAGAAGACAGUGAUUUUAUACCCCCUUCACCAGAAAGAAACAGUUUGUUAAGUAAUUCUUCCCUCUCACAGUCUUUCUUUUCUAAAACACCUGAAAAUGUAGGUCAUAGAAUUCAAACUUUAGAAAUUGAAGUUGAGAAAACCUGUGACAAAUAUAUUUUACCCGAUGUGCCAACAAACGAUACAGUAUUUGAUAAUAUUAAUUCUAGUCAGCAAAAUUGUGAUGAUGUACAUGAGAACAUCACAGCAGAUGAAAGAAACAAAGAUUUUGAAAGGGGAAAUAAUGAGAAAUCUGGUGAUGAAAAGGAUAAGUUUGAUUUAAAGACAAGUUUAUUUUACCAUAGCAGUGAUUCAGAAUAUGAAAGUGAAGAAGAAAUGUUUGAUGAAAGUCAUGAUGAUUGUGUGGAUGGAAAUGAAGAGAAAGAAAAUGAGCAUUUGAGUGAAUGUACAAAAGUACCUGCUGUUAGUGGUAACACCUCUGACACAAGCAGUUCCCACAAGAGAGAAUACAGUAACUUAUUAAGUGAUGACAUUGAGGCUGAACAUGGAGCAGAAAGCAGAGAUGUAGAUAGUGAUUUUUUACAGACGUUUAAAAUAGAAAAGGAAACUAACAUUGAAGAGGUUGAUGAUAAUAAAUAUUGCAUUGAAACCUCAAAUAAAAAAACUGAUAGUGAAAGUUUAAUAAUAAACAAAACGAAGAAUAUAGAACCAGGAUUAGAAAUUAAGCAAGAAAAAGUUAUAAUGGCAGGUGAUGAAAACCAUGCAGAUAUGUACGUAGACAUUGAUGAAGUUGAUAAUCUAAUUGAUUACCAGCCAGAUUCACAAGAUAUUGAAAUGAUGAAAAGGGAAAGUGAUUCUGAAGAUGCUUGUUUUAGUGAUCUAGAGGAAAACUCUCAAGAGAGAAAUGAUCCUGAUUUUUUGCCAGUGAUAGGAAAACCAAGGAAGAUGAGAUAUAGGCAACUAAAAGAAGAAAGUGAACAGUUAUUCAUACAAAAAAGGAAGAAUAUGGAUUCAGAAAAGUUAAAUAGUGAAACCGAUAUAACAUGUAAAAAUGAGCAUGAAAAAUGUGAUCUGACGGCAGAUGAAUUGUAUGCAAGACAAGUACAGGAGGAUCUUGAUCGAGAAGCCAAUCAGCUUGAAGCACAGAGAGCAUUGAUAGAUGAUGCAUAUAUUGCACGGCAAUUACAUGAAAGUUUAAAUAAACAAACUUUAUCUAGCUAUCAGGAUAGACCAGUUAAUAAUGAACAAUAUGUACAGUAUGAACAGUUAAUCAGUACAUCAGUAAAUUGUAAUAGAGGAAAUGUGAGCCAUGUAAAAACAUAUGUGGAGAAGGAAUCUUUAAGGAAAGGUUUAGAUAGAGCACAUGUAGAAGGUAGUGUAGAUACUGUGAGAGGUGCAAGGAUUGGUAACUCGGAAGCUCUUGUCAGAGAAUUACAAAGGAGAGAAUUGGAAAAGAUUGACAGAUGGAAGAAAAUGUUAUUAGAAGAUGAAAAGUUGGCUAAAAGCUUGCAGGAUAUUGACAAGUUUAAUACAGAGGAGGAGAUAGGUAUGGUGUUAAAAUCAGAUAAAUAUAAUUACUUUUACUAUAAGACACUCAUAUUUCAAAGACAUUUAAGAGACCUUUUGUUAAUGGAGUGA